This is a messenger RNA of Clupea harengus (Atlantic herring), 2647 nucleotides long. It is a transcript of the gene gata3, whose product is annotated as GATA binding protein 3. The record is from RefSeq and is a predicted model, not a curated record. Gene Ontology annotation, cellular component: nucleus. Lineage: Eukaryota; Metazoa; Chordata; Actinopteri; Clupeiformes; Clupeidae. Gene Ontology annotation, biological process: regulation of epithelial cell differentiation; negative regulation of transcription by RNA polymerase II; immune system development. Gene Ontology annotation, molecular function: RNA polymerase II cis-regulatory region sequence-specific DNA binding; DNA-binding transcription factor activity, RNA polymerase II-specific; zinc ion binding.
AUGAGGUUUGCGACAUUUAGGCGCGAUGGAAGGUUUAUUAAGACAAUAUAAAAAUGUAUACAACAGAGCAAUUAGUUAUUUCUAUUUUCUUACGAAGUUGGAGUGUAGUGUGGACUGUUUUAAGUGUUAUUUUAGUCGGUGUGUAUUGAUCUGAAGGGGGCACAGUAAUCAUUCUACAAAAUGUUUUGUUGAGAACGAAAUAUUUUUCUUCCUGGUGCGCAGUCAAAAAAGUACAAAAUCUCCCAAAGUUUCUGUGAAUGUGUUCCAACCAGAGGGAGAAGGAGAGGGAGAGGGAGAGAGAGAGAGAGAUCUGUGCUACAGUUCCUGGUCAUCUUUCGCUGGCCCACUUUAUUCAAUUAUGCCGGGCAGCCAGGCCCCUCCCCCUCCUGAUGACACCGGCAGACCCUCCUUAAGUUGCGUCGCGCCACAGCUGUCUGCGAACACUGAGCUGACUGGCGCCAUCCUGAAAGAAUGCCUUCACUGUAAAAAAACACAGAGAGCCAGAGAGAGACAGAGCGAGAGAGAGAGAGGGAGGGAGAGAGCUGCACCGUGACGGAGAGAGUUCAGAGUGACUGAGGGAGAGAGAGAGAGAGAGAGAGAGGGAGGGAGGGAAGUAGAGAGAGUAGGGGAGAGGGGUUGCCGCUGCGCAUAAACAGAGAUUUGAUCUGCGAGUUAAAGUUCGGUGCAACUCAGUGUGCAGAGAAGGCAUCUAUACCCCGGCCGAGCGCGACUGUAAACACACCAGCUACUUGUUGAGUCGCCUGAACAAUACUGGAGUUUGGAAAGGGGAAAAAAGUUGAGGAACUUUUAGCGGAACUGGAUAUGAACCUUGGACUUUUAUGACAACUGUCUAUUGCGGCGAUAUUUUUUCUUAAAUGUACGUGAAAUCCCAACAUCCACGUUUAUUUAUUGCAUCGACUGAUGCGCCUUAAUAGUGAUUUUGAUAGUUGUUGUAAGUGUAAACAGAAGCAGUGAGUGACAGAGGUCGACGGAUCGGACUGUAAAUGUGUGUGUUUUAUUAAAUUCCAGGUGAUCGAAGGUAUAUCGCCUAUCGACGGACGCCUGUGGAUUUAACGAAGCAGGAAUUUUUGGGACAGAUAUUUUUUUUCCUUCCUUGUGUCGUUUCGGCUCUCUCCAGUGUGUAUGAACGUUUGCUAAAAAGCGAUGGAAGUAAGCGCGGAUCAGCCCCGGUGGAUGAGCCAUCAUCACUCUGCGGUAAUUAACGGGCAGCAUCCCGACUCCCACCACCCGGGGCUCGGCCACGGUUAUGUGGACCCGUCGCAGUAUCCCCUCGCUGAAGAUGUGGAUGUACUGUUUAAUAUCGAAGGACAGCCCAACCAUGUCUCGUCGUACUACGGAAACUCUAUGCGGGCCGUGCAGAGGUACCCACCGCCACCACACAGUAGUCAGGUAUGUCGCCCGUCCUUACUGCACGGCUCUCUGCCCUGGCUCGAUGGCAGCAAAGGCAUCGGGCCUCAUCACAGCACUUCGCCGUGGAACUUGAGCCCUUUCCAGAAGACCUCGCUGCACCAUGGCUCCCCCGGCUCCCUGCCCGUCUACCCCCCAGCCUCGUCCUCCUCCCUGUCUGGCGGCCACUCCAGUCCGCACCUCUUCACCUUUCCCCCGACUCCUCCCAAAGACGUGUCCCCGGACCCGGGCAUGUCCACGCCGGGCUCCGGGUCGCGCCAGGAGGAUAAAGAGUGCAUUAAGUACCAGGUGUCCCUGGCCGAAAGCAUGAAACUGGAGUCCCAUAGUCGAAGCAUGGCAUCAAUCGGAGCGGCCAAUUCCGCCCACCACCCCAUCGCCACUUACCCAUCCUAUGUGUCUGAUUACGGCCCAGGCCUCUUCCCACCAAGUAGCCUCAUAGGUGGGUCUACUUCUAGUUAUGGUUCCAAAACGAGACCAAAAACAAGGUCAUGUUCAGAAGGUAGAGAGUGCGUUAACUGCGGAGCCACAUCCACACCGCUGUGGCGACGGGACGGCACCGGGCACUAUUUGUGUAACGCCUGCGGCCUGUAUCACAAGAUGAACGGGCAGAAUAGGCCCCUGAUCAAGCCCAAGAGGAGGCUGUCCGCGGCCCGGCGAGCAGGGACCUCGUGCGCAAACUGUCAGACGACCACAACGACGCUGUGGCGGAGAAACGCCAAUGGGGACCCCGUCUGCAAUGCGUGCGGGCUCUACUUCAAACUGCACAAUAUUAACCGGCCACUCACAAUGAAGAAGGAGGGCAUCCAGACCAGGAACAGGAAGAUGUCGAGCAAGUCCAAGAAGAGUAAAAAAUCGCACGACAGCAUGGACGACUUCUCCAAGUCGCUGAUGGAGAAGAGCAGCUCUUUCAGUCCGGCCGCACUCUCGCGCCACAUGUCCUCCUUCCCGCCCUUCUCCCACUCUGGUCACAUGCUCAGCACCCCCACCCCCAUGCACCCGCACCCGUCGUCCUUCGCCCCUCACCACCCCUCCAGUAUGGUUAGCGCCAUGGGCUAGACGACAAGAGUGCCACACGCACCACCACCACCACCACCCCCAUCCCCAUCCCGACCCCAAAGCAUCCACACACCCCUCUUCUGGCGCCCCACACAGGCCUGCGCCACCCACCCUCCUCCCAAACACCCGACUCGAAAGGAAGAAGCUUCCAGAAGCAGCAGCC